AGAAACCAUGGAGGAAAUAGUGGGGCUUCGAGAGGGCUCCCCCAGGAAGCCAGUGCCUCUGCAAGAACUCUGGAGGCCGUGCCCACGCAUCCGCAGAAACAUCCAGGGGGGCCUAGAGUGGCUGAAAGAGCGGCUGUUCCGUGUGGGUGAGGACUGGUACUUCCUGGUAGCUCUCGGGGUGCUCAUGGCUCUGAUCAGCUAUGCCAUGAACUUUGCUAUUGGACGUGUGGUCAGAGCGCAUAAGUGGCUGUACAGGGAGAUUGGGGACGGCCACCUGCUCCGGUACCUCUCUUGGACCGUGUACCCCGUGGCUCUUCUGUCCUUCUCCUCCGGCUUCUCACAGAGCAUCACACCAUCCUCUGGAGGGUCUGGAAUCCCCGAGGUGAAAACCAUCUUGACGGGUGUGAUCCUGGAGGACUACCUAGACAUUAAGAACUUCGGGGCCAAGGUGGUGGGCCUCUCCUGCACCCUGGCAACAGGCAGUACCAUCUUCCUGGGAAAACUGGGCCCCUUUGUGCACCUGAGCGUGAUGAUCGCUGCUUACCUGGGCCGCGUGCGCACCAAGACGGUCGGGGAACUUGAGAACAAGACCAAAGAAAUGGAACUGUUGGCGGCAGGAGCAGCCGUGGGUGUGGCCACGGUCUUCGCCGCCCCAAUCAGUGGUGUUCUGUUCAGCAUCGAGGUCAUGUCCUCUCACUUCUCCGUCUGGGAUUACUGGAGGGGCUUCUUCGCUGCCACCUGCGGGGCCUUCAUGUUUCACCUCCUGGCGAUCUUCAACAGUGAACAGGAGACCAUCACCUCCAUUUACAAGACCAGCUUCCCAGUGGACAUACCCUUUGACUUACCAGAGGUCUUCUUUUUUGUGGCCUUGGGGGCCAUCUGUGGCAUCCUGAGUUGCGGGUACAACUACUGCCAGCGGACUUUCUUAUUUUUCCUCAAGGCCAAUGGGUUCACCUCCAAACUGCUGGCUACCAGCAAGCCCUUGUACUCAGCUCUGGCUGCUGUGGUCCUGGCCUCCAUCACCUACCCGCCUGGUGUGGGUCGCUUCAUGGCUUCCCGGCUGUCUAUGUCAGAGUACUUGGAGACACUGUUUGACAACAACUCUUGGGCACUGAUGACCAAGAACUCGUCCCCACCCUGGUCAGCAGAGCCUGAUCCCCAGAACCUGUGGUUGGAAUGGUGUCAUCCACAGAUGACUGUCUUUGGGACACUAGCCUUCUUCCUGGUCAUGAAGUUCUGGAUGCUAAUUUUGGCCACCACCAUCCCCAUCCCCGCAGGAUACUUUUUGCCCAUCUUUAUCUAUGGAGCUGCCAUCGGGCGCCUCUUUGGGGAGGUUCUAUCUUUCGCCUUCCCAGAGGGCAUUGUGGCUGGAGGCAAGUUCAAUCCCAUCAUGCCCGGGGCCUAUGCUCUGGCAGGUGCUGCUGCCUUCUCGGGGGCGGUGACCCACACCCUCUCCACGGCGCUGCUGGCCUUUGAGGUAUCCGGCCAGAUCGUUCAUGCACUGCCUGUGCUGAUGGCCGUGCUGGCGGCCAAUGCCAUCUGUCAGAGCUACCAGCCCUCUUUCUACGACGGCACCAUCAUUGUCAAGAAACUGCCGUACCUGCCGUGGAUCCGUGGUCGUAAGAUUGGUUCCCACCUUGUGACUGUGGGUCACUUCAUGAACUGUACCCUCACCACACUGGCCAAGGACAUGCCCCUGGAGGAAGUGAUCAAAGUUGUGAUCUCCACAGAUGUGACUCAGUACCCGCUGGUGGAGACGACAGAGUCUCAGAUCCUGGUGGGCAUUGUAAAAAGGACCCACUUGGUUCAGUUCCUCCAUACCGAUCCAGCUUCCUGGGCUCCAGGCCAGCAGCCCUGUCUCCAGGAUAUCUUGGCUAACGGCUGCCCCACCCAGCCAGUGACACUUCAGCUGUCCACGGAGACCUCCCUGCAUGAGACACACAACCUCUUUGAGCUGCUGAACCUUCAGUUGCUGUUCGUGACGUCACGAGGCAGAGCUGUGGGCUCUGUGUCCUGGGUGGAGCUGAAGAAAGCAAUUUCAACCCUGACCAAUCCGCCCGCUCCCAAGUGAGUCAGCCUGGGAGUCGGCAGCCUGGCGCCCAGUCGCUCAGCUGCUGCGCGCGGAUCUCGGCACAGCAGGGCAUCUCCACUUUGCGGAGGAGAGGACUCCACAUUCACCUCUCCCCACCCUGAAGGAGCUGGUUGUAAAUGAAGACACCAAUGCGUUCUGUCACAUCGGGACCCUUGUGCCUUCUAGGGUUGUCUGCUGCUAACCAAGAGCUUCUGAGAAAAAUAAAACUGAUUUCUGGAGCCACUG
This is a messenger RNA of Rattus rattus (black rat), 2317 nucleotides long. Its product is annotated as chloride channel protein ClC-Kb. The record is from RefSeq and is a predicted model, not a curated record. The coding region runs from base 8 to 2071 and encodes 687 amino acids. Lineage: Eukaryota; Metazoa; Chordata; Mammalia; Rodentia; Muridae. The transcript has 19 exons. Gene Ontology annotation, cellular component: membrane. Gene Ontology annotation, molecular function: voltage-gated chloride channel activity. Gene Ontology annotation, biological process: chloride transport; transmembrane transport.